Molecule: messenger RNA, 1896 nt
Organism: Helianthus annuus (common sunflower)
Lineage: Eukaryota; Viridiplantae; Streptophyta; Magnoliopsida; Asterales; Asteraceae
Product: glutamate-1-semialdehyde 2,1-aminomutase, chloroplastic
Exons: 2
Coding region: 98-1519 (473 amino acids)
Biological process (GO): tetrapyrrole biosynthetic process
Cellular component (GO): chloroplast
Molecular function (GO): pyridoxal phosphate binding; transaminase activity; glutamate-1-semialdehyde 2,1-aminomutase activity
Source: RefSeq, a predicted model, not a curated record
UAGUAUAAUAUAUUCAACGGAUUACUCUACAGCUUUUCUUAUCUUCAACGUCAAAUAGCGUUUUAACAGUUUCCGUUCACAGAGAAGCAGAAACGAAAUGGCAGGCAUAGGGUUAUCGUGGCCGUCAAAGUUGACCGAGAGACCAACUCACGCAUCUGCCGUUUGCCGAUCUGCUACCCGCUGCUGUGCAUCCUCCGUCAAAAUGACCGUUUCCGUUGACGAAAAGAAGAAGAAUUUCACCCUUAAAAACUCUGAAGACGCUUUUAACGCCGCCAAGGAGUUGAUGCCAGGAGGUGUGAAUUCGCCAGUACGCGCGUUCAAAUCGGUUGGCGGUCAACCUAUUAUAUUUGAUUCGGUCAAGGGGUCUCACAUACGUGACAUUGACGGAAAUGACUACAUAGAUUAUGUCGGUUCAUGGGGACCGGCAAUCAUUGGUCACGCAGACGAUGAGGUGCUUGCAGCCUUGGCUGAAACCAUGAAAAAGGGAACCAGCUUCGGUGCACCAUGUCUUCUAGAAAAUACGCUAGCUGAGAUGGUAAUCUCGGCUGUACCCAGUAUAGAAAUGGUUAGGUUUGUUAACUCUGGGACGGAAGCGUGCAUGGGUGUGCUCCGGCUUGCUCGUGCUUACACCAACAGACAAAAGAUCAUAAAGUUCGAAGGUUGUUACCAUGGUCACGCAGAUCCGUUUCUUGUCAAAGCGGGAAGUGGUGUUGCGACUCUUGGACUUCCCGAUUCUCCUGGUGUUCCAAAAGCAGCCACUACAGACACCUUAACGUCACCCUACAACGACAUUGAAACGAUUAAGGAAUUAUUCAAUACCAAUAAAGGAGAAAUCGCUGCCGUUAUACUCGAGCCCGUGGUUGGGAACGCGGGUUUCAUUACACCGAAACCCGAGUUCUUGAGUUUCCUCCGUGAAAUCACUAAAGAAAACGAUUCCCUUUUGAUAUUUGACGAAGUUAUGACGGGGUUCCGUCUGGCUUAUGGUGGGGCCCAGGAGUAUUUUGGUAUAACUCCGGACUUGACCACAUUGGGAAAGAUCAUCGGUGGUGGGCUUCCGGUGGGUGCUUAUGGUGGAAGACGGGAUAUUAUGGAGAUGGUGGCGCCUGCGGGACCCAUGUACCAAGCCGGGACGUUAAGUGGGAACCCGCUUGCUAUGACAGCUGGCAUCCAUACGCUUAAACGGCUUCAAGGAUCGGGAACAUACGAACAUUUGGAUAGAGUUACAAACCAACUUAUUAAUGGAAUUUUAAACGUUGGAAAGAAAGCCGGGCAUGCUAUUAGUGGAGGAUAUAUAAGCGGAAUGUUUGGUUUCUUUUUUACAGACGGGCCGGUUUAUAAUUUCGAGGAUGCAAAAAAGAGCGAUACUGCUAAAUUCGCGAAAUUCUAUAGAGGAAUGUUGGAAGAAGGUGUUUAUUUUGCUCCUUCUCAAUUUGAAGCUGGGUUUACCAGCUUAGCACAUACCGAUCAGGAUAUUCAACAAACAAUAGACGCUGCUGAAAAGGUUCUUCGACAGCUUUAAAGAUUUGUUUUGUUGGUCGGUUAGUUGGUUGCCUGAUUUAAGCUUAAUCAGGUAUGUUACUAUGUUUACGUUUGUUGGUCCUUAGCGCAUUUUCCCAUGAUUUCAAACUGCUGUGUGGUUUUUCGUAGUGUAAUAUGGCUAUGGUAGUAUCUGUUGAGGAUAAAUAACGAUGUCGUUUUGUCAUUAUUUAUCCGAAUUAUAUUAGCAUUCAUGUAGAAUAAUGCGGCAAUCAGACAUCAGUAACAGUCGAGAUUGGUUCGGAUGAAAUUUGUUGUGACAUAACAUCUUGGUUUAAAGCUUGAUUAUUCUUGCUGAGUGUUUGUAAUAUUUAUUAUACUGAAUACAAGUUAUGAUGUUAAGUUUGGUUAUUAAAGUUA